AUGACGCCCGCCGUCUACCUCGCCCUCGCCCUCCUCGCCCUCCUACCCCAGGCCGCUGGCCAGCCGCUGGCCAGCCCCGGCGGCGGCGGCAACAGCCCUGCAGAGGCGAGCCGGCCCACGGUGACGCUCGAGGCAGGCCGCGUCGCCGGCACCGCGUCGCCCGCCGCCGUCAACCGCUUUCUCGGCGUGCCCUUUGCCGCGCCCCCCGUCCGCUUCGACCCGCCCCGGCCCGCACCGCAGUGGCAGGGCAUCUACGACGCCUCGCGGCCCAAGCCCGCCUGCGUCCAAAAGUUUAACUACCCGGAUGAUGUCCGCAACCGCGCCAUCCGGUGGUUCAGCACCCCGGGCCCCCCCGCCGGCGAGAGCGAGGACUGCCUGUACCUCGACGUCUUCGUGCCCGCCGGCGCCGCCGAGGGCUCCAAGGCCGUCAUGUUUUGGCUCUUUGGCGGCGCCUUCUCCUUUGGUACGGGCUCGCUGCCUUUGUAUGACGGUGCGAGCUUUGCCGAGAACCAGGACGUCAUCGUCGUUUCGCCAAACUACCGCACAAACGUCUUUGGCUUCCCCGGCUCGCCCGAGAAGCCCCAGUCCGAGCAGAACCUCGGAUUCCUCGACCAGCGCAUGGCCCUAGAAUGGGUGCAGCGCAACAUCCGCGCCUUUGGAGGUGACCCCAAGCGCGUGACACUCUUUGGCGAGAGCGCUGGCGCCGGUAGCGUCGACGUGCUCGUCACCAACCCGCCCGAGCCCGUACCCUUUGCCGGCGCCAUCAUGCAGUCAGGCCAGGGCUCCAUCGCCACGCCCAACCGCAAAUCGGCCGACUCGUGGCAGAAGCUGGUCAAGGCCGCCGGCUGCGACAUCCCCGGCGGCGCCCUCGCCUGCGUCCGCGCCCUGCCCGCCUCUCGCCUCAAGGACAUUGUCGAGCGCCAGGCCCUGACCUUUGCUCCCAUCUACGACGGCGGCGCCACCUACAGGGGCUCCGGCCGCCAGGACCGCCGCCGCUCCACCCCGGCCGCCCCCGGCCGCAUCGCCCGCGUGCCCAUCCUCAUCGGCAGCAACGCCGACGAGGGCGGCGUCUUUGUCUACGGCCAGACCGACAUCCAGGGCUUCCUCGCCAAGCUGCUGCCCGCGAACUCGACAAAGCUCAUCAGCACCCUGCUCGGCACCUACCGGCCCGACGGCGGCCUCGGCCCCGUCAACAGGCAGCUCGCCGCCAUCCUCGGCGACUUCAACUUUGGCUGCCCCGCAAAAGUCGUCGCCGAGGAGAGCGCCGCCGUCGGCAUCCCCUCGUGGCGCUAUUACUUUAACGCAACCUUCUCCAACACGCAAAUAUUCCCCGGAAGCGGAGCAUACCACUCUGCCGAGAUUUCGCUCGUCCACGGCACCUACCCGCGCGCCGGCGCAACCCCCUACCAGGCCGAGGUCAGCAGGGCCAUGCAAAAGGCCUGGGCCGACUUCGCCAGGGACCCGGCCCGCGGUCCCGGCUGGCGGUCCGCCCUGGAGGUCGCCGUCUUCGGCGCCGGCGUCCGCCCCGGCGGCGACGACGGCACCGGCCAGCCCGCCAUGGCCCUCGAGAACCCCGCCCGCAUCGACCGCAUGUGCUUCCUCUACAAGAGCAUCUACGACGCAGCCACCUUGACGUGA
This is a messenger RNA of Hirsutella rhossiliensis, 1638 nucleotides long. RefSeq names its product carboxylesterase family domain-containing protein. Lineage: Eukaryota; Fungi; Ascomycota; Sordariomycetes; Hypocreales; Ophiocordycipitaceae. The record is from RefSeq and is a predicted model, not a curated record. Gene Ontology annotation, molecular function: cholinesterase activity. The transcript has 2 exons. The coding region runs from base 1 to 1638 and encodes 545 amino acids.